GACAUUUCCUGCUCAAGGUAAAGGUGAAAGAGCAAAAUCAACCAACCAAUACCAAGACUAGUUGCCAAAUAGAGCUGAUACGUUAUAACAUCGUUUUUUAGUUAACGAAAAUAUAAAAGAAAAUAGAAAGUAGUGUAUUUAAAAUAAAUUCACAACAAAUGUAAAUGGAAUAAAUAACCAUAAAUUAUAAAUAAUUACGAAAGAAUAACGAAAAUAAAAAGAUUUUUUCUAUUAAGUAAACGAUGAUGAUGACAAUGAAAGUGUAAAAAGAGGAAGUAAGAGAAAUUCUAAGAGAGAAAAGAAGAAAGUUGACAUAACUGUGUUUUGGCAGAAGAAGAAGCGGCAGCAGCGGUGGAAGCAGCAACAACAACAACCACAGGCACAUAAAGCAUAAGCCGUAACAGCUGUUUUCAAAAAUUACAAAACAAACAAUUAACAAAAGUAGCGAGCAGCGUGUCAUUGAAAAAUAAAAGACGGCAGAACGUUGCGCCCUCUUAGCAGACGAAAAACAGUUACGAAAACCCAAAAUACCUACCUAUCUACAAAUCGUUUUGUUUUAUUUGUGCUUGCCUUUGUCGCGUUAGUUCAAAAGUGUGAAAUUUGUUGCAACUUUUUGGUUUUUCGCCUUUUGUUUUUACAAUAUGGUCAACGGAACUGUAUAUCUAUUUCAAACUAAAAUCUAUCUUCCGCAUUCGAAUUGCUGCCAAUAAAACGCGAGGUUGAUUCUUUUCUUGUCGGUCGGUCGGGUCGCUUGUUUGUGCAAUUUAUCUAUCGAAAAACGCUCCUUAUAUCUAUCAAAGUAAAUGCCUACAACAAAAUAGUGUGUUGUCGAGUGUUUUUUUUUUUGUUUGUGGUGCCUAAAUAAAUUUCAAAUCGAAAAAAAUGUGCAAUAAAUUGUUAUAAAAAGUGUCGAAACCAACAACAAAUCAAUACUAAAACAGAAAUACUAACGAAUUCUUAGAAUUACUGAUAGUCACAUGAAUUUUUCUAGUCAUUCUUCUAGUCAGCCAGCCAGUGUUAAUGAAAAAUAAAAUCAAAUUGCAAGACAUCAACGCUAUAUAAAAAUAUUCGGCAAUAUAAACCAUCCCCCAGACACCACCACCAUCAACCCCCCAAAAAGUAGCACCAAAAAUAAAUAAAAUUUACACAAAGCUAGUGGUAUAGCAACAACAACAACAAUAAUACAAAACACUACAGUAUUCUAUGAUAGAAGAAAAUUCGAAUACAAAACUAUUAUCAGCACCAUAAUAAUAAUUAAAGCAGACGACGACGACGACGGCGGCGGCCAAUGAAAGUUCAUUGUGAGAAUAUAAAACAAAAGCAAAAAAUUCCUGAUAUCACAAAGCAAAAUAUUGUCUUUUUGAUUGCCAUAUAUUUUUAGUGAACGUUUGUUUUUUUUCUUUGUAUAAAUUUGUUUGCCGCGCGCUCUAUCUCUUUGUGGCCAGCAAAUUCAAUAGAAAUAUAAAAUAACGCACUCUCUUUACCACCCACUGGUCUCUUGCAAACUCUGACCUCCGUUUUGUGUACAUAGGAAAAAAAGAAGCCAACAACAAAACAUAUUUGUACUCUUUACUUUCUAACUCUCUUGUCUUGGUGAGUUAACAAAAAACCCAAAGAGAGCGCACCAAAUCAAAUCAAUCCUCUUUCAUCAAGGAGUAGUAGUAGUAGUACAUGGAGAACAGUAGUUUGUCACUUUUCUAUGUCAACGACUGUCAAAUCAAAAUUAAUUGCAAUAAAAUUGCCUCAACGCAGCACCAUCAACUAACAGAUCAAAUUGUGAGUGUCAGUAACCAGGCAAUAAUAACCAAACAUCAGUCAUAACCACACACACAUCGGUGUGGUAACAAAGGUAUACCCCAAAGCAAACCAGAAACGAGAACACAAAAUAAAAAUCAAAACAGUAUUGCCUGGCUUUUGCGAAAAGCGAAAAUAUCAAACAAAAAUUUAAUUUACUUGCAUUUUAAUAUUGUCACGAGACGCUUACGACUGACUACGAAACGACAUCGUAUUUCGAUUAUAUUCAGCGCAAAAAAAUGCUCUCAAUUCAGCAACUGAUCAAAGCCCUGAGAAAGCUACAAAACAACACGGCUAUAAAUAAUGCUGGCGAUUUGGUAAAGAGUAUUAAACAUGUGGCGGCUGCUGGCAACAUUGAGGGAAUACCAGCAGCGGCGAGGGCACCUUCCUCGGUACUUAUGACGUCACUGUUGAAUAAUCAAAGAGAACAGCGAGAAGAUGUGGUGGAAAACCAAAGCAAAACGUCAUCAUUGUCUAAGCAACAAGAGCAAACAAAUGUGGACUUGAGCAGUAACGUUGGCAGCUGCGAUGGCACCAACAACGCCAAUACUACUUCUACCAGUAGCAGCGGCAGCGGCAGCAGCAGUCACCAUCAACAGCAGCAAACACUCAAUUGUCAUAACGAAUGUUUUAGUUUGUAUUCGUCUUUGAACACUGACGGUUCAAUAAAAUCCGGUGAAAGGCAAGCUAUUACUACGCAGGAUCCGAACGUAACACAGACAGCUGUGAUUUCUUCAACUACUACUUCCCAGCAACAUACCAUAGCAACACAACAGCACCAGCAAAGGGGACCCCAACAUCAUAACCACCACCAUCAGCACCAUAACCUAACCCAUCAACGUUCCCAACGCAUACAGAAUUUCUUUCAACAGCAAAUUUUCCAUCAUCAACAAUUCCAUACCCAACAACAUAAUCGCAAUUUGAAUAGCAAACAUAAGCAAACACAAUUUGCAAUGUCUUCACUAGCAGCAGAACCAUUGGCGGCAGCCGACACACUACAAAAGGAUGACCUUAAUACUAGUAAUGGCAGCGGUGGUGGCCACCAGGCAUCAGACGAUGAAUCAUCGUCCUCAUCACCGUCGUCAGCACCAUCAGAUAACCAAAAACAGCAAAAUUCCAAAUCUGGAAAACCCUGUUUCAAUGCUGGCCUAGGAGAUAUAAUACAGUUUAUGGAAUUGAUUGGUAAUCUUAAGCACACAAAACGUACCGGCUGGGUGUUGCGUGAUGUCAACGACUGUGAAUCGAUUUCGGGCCACAUGUAUCGCAUGAGCAUCUUAACCUUCCUUUUGGAUGGCACUGAGGGUUUGAAUCAAAUCCGUUGCAUGGAAUUGGCUUUGGUCCAUGAUUUGGCUGAAAGUUUAGUCGGUGAUAUUACACCGUUCUGUGGCAUCUCCAAGGAGGAAAAGAAGGCAAUGGAAUUGAAGGCCAUGGAAGACAUUUGUAAACUGAUUGAACCACGCGGUAAAAGGAUGAUGGAACUGUUUGAGGAAUACGAACAAGGUGAAAGUGCUGAAUCUCGUUUUGUGAAGGAUUUAGAUCGUUUGGAUAUGGUGAUGCAAGCUUUCGAAUAUGAGAAACGUGACAAUUGUCUACUGAGGCAUCAGGAAUUUUUCGAUUCCACCGAGGGUAAAUUCAAUCAUCCAUUUGUCAAGAAAUUGGUAAAUGAAAUCUAUGAUCAACGUGAUAAAUUGGCCAAAGCUAAGGGUGCUGUGCCACCACCAAAAAUUGAAGUGCCAAAUAUGGAUAAUCCGGAGACGCAUGCUCAUCCCAAACCACAGACCAAUGGACAUCAUCAUCAUCAGCCUCAACAUAUAGAAAAUAAUGUGGAAACCUCAAAAUCAAGUUGAUAAAAUGGCCACGCAGACAAAUAGAGAGAGAUUAGUUCAAUUUUAGAGCUAUUACGAAUUGGUGGACUUAUUCUUUCUUUUCUAAAUAUUUAGAAAAGAAACAAACAAGAAUGAUCAAUACGUGAUUUAGUUUUAUUUGAUAAGCUUAGUUAGUAGAAGUAACGAAUGAAAUGAUGGAAAAACUAAAACUAAACUCUGCAACCUGGCAGAGGGUAAA
Musca domestica (house fly) is the source of this 3858-nucleotide messenger RNA. Its product is annotated as 1-phosphatidylinositol 3-phosphate 5-kinase. Gene Ontology annotation, molecular function: 5'-deoxynucleotidase activity. The transcript is spliced from 5 exons. The record is from RefSeq and is a predicted model, not a curated record. Lineage: Eukaryota; Metazoa; Arthropoda; Insecta; Diptera; Muscidae. Bases 2034 to 3641 code for a protein of 535 amino acids. Gene Ontology annotation, cellular component: cytoplasm.